Ictalurus punctatus (channel catfish) is the source of this 3583-nucleotide messenger RNA. RefSeq names its product TIA1 cytotoxic granule-associated RNA binding protein-like 1 (gene tial1). Gene Ontology annotation, molecular function: mRNA binding; DNA binding. Gene Ontology annotation, biological process: nuclear-transcribed mRNA catabolic process, nonsense-mediated decay; regulation of mRNA stability; cytoplasmic stress granule assembly. Lineage: Eukaryota; Metazoa; Chordata; Actinopteri; Siluriformes; Ictaluridae. The record is from RefSeq and is a predicted model, not a curated record. The transcript is spliced from 9 exons. Gene Ontology annotation, cellular component: cytoplasmic stress granule; cytosol. The coding region runs from base 1673 to 2425 and encodes 250 amino acids.
GUUGAGGAGUUUCGUGCUUUGUGCCACUGAAGUUUAUACGCAAUCAUUCAUAUCGUUUUUAUCUAAUGAUUCCUAAGACUAGUUUAUUUAUAGCAUAGUUUAUUUAUGGACCGGAAGGAGGACGCAAAUUGUUUUCAAGAAAAAAAAAACACAGACAGGGGAUCAUUUGGGUACUCGGUGUAUUUUAUUGCUUUCUAAAUCGAAUGUGCCUAAAUGAAAAACUCCAUGUUCCUUCUAUAUUUUCUUUUUGCUGGGGAGAGGCGGAGCUUAGUCUGCCUUUUAUCUAGCUGUCAGUGCAGGCCAGUGUUGCCAACUUAGUGACUUUUCAGAUCCCUUUAGCGACUUUUAUUUAUUUAUUUAUUUAUUAUUUUUAUUUUUUUUAAAAAGGGACCUAAGGACAAAUUUAACGUCUUUUUGGACAAACCUUAGCGACUUUCCAAAUGUCGCCAGUACUGUCCUACAAGCUCAAGGUCUUGCUUUCCCGCUGCACUCACACCUCUCUGCGUCUGCUCUGUUCAAUGAGUGACUGAGAACCGGAGCAACACGUCCCGGUGAUCACACGCAGCUGGCACAGACGUGAAUGUAAAAAGAAGCAAGCGCAGGUGUCCCACUGAUUUGAUUUAACAAUGUCAUGGAUAAUGAGAUGUGCCCUUCGUCCCAAUUUACAUCCUUCUUAUGUGAAAGUUUUUAGAACGCAAGACGAAUGUAAUGCAACAUGUUUUACAUGUAAAACAGUACAUGUUAUUACAACCUAGUUCUCUUGUUCAAAGCAGUUAUAGUGUUCAGAAACCUUUUUGGUCAUUCAUGAUCCAUACCUGUCCAUUAUAUAGUUUUAUAAAAGUUAUAAAAUAAAUCAUAAUGAAAAGUAAUUUUAAAAAAGUACAAGAACACAAAAGCAAAAUAUCUUUAUAUCAAAACAGAUUAUAGAUAGAUUUUAUGUAGAAUAGAUAUACCUUGUCUCCUCCAAUAUGGGGGGGUGGGGGGCUUCAGUUACAAAAGGUUGAGAACCUCUGAUUUAUAGCAAAUAUUUUUUUGUUUGUUUGUUUUACUAUACGUGGUUAAGAUUGCCAAAGGCUGAGUUGAGGGAGAAGUUGUUGAUUGCUUUUGCCAUGUGUUGUAGAAGUGACAUGAAAUUGUUAGGGUGGAUUCCUAAAAUUGAAAUGGAACUAAAUUGAUAUGCGUGACCACACGAUCUGUAGAACCAUCUAUCUUUCAGUAUUGCAUAAAACACUACUAAAUCCACACGUUCAGUUCCCAAACAUUAUAAAGGUUAGGUUUUUAGGACUAUUUAGGAAGUACUGUGUCUAGAGCCAUGUUUUAAAGAUGUUCCUUAAAAAGAUUAUCUGCACCACUACACAUUCCUGAUUAAAUUGAAGAAACGGUAAGUAAAUCUGACUGUUCACUUUUAAAGAAGUUAAAUAUUUGGUGUAAAAUUGUAACAAUAAAGCUGAACAUUUUUCAGAUUCUUUUUAGCUGUGAGUGUUAGUUAAUAGCACUCUGGUUAUUUUACAGAAAUGCUCAUAGGAUUGGACAGGAGCUUGAAGGCUAACAGCAAGGAACUGUGCACACUGGGAACUCAGAUCUUUCCAAACUCCAUAUUGGUGGUAAAGAAUUGACCAGGAAAAAUAAAGAAAUCUGUUAACAGGCCAUCGAUGCUCGUGUGGUGAAGGAUAUGACAACAGGGAAAUCAAAGGGGUAUGGAUUUGUGUCCUUCUAUAACAAACUGGAUGCGGAGAAUGCCAUAGUACACAUGGGCGGCCAGUGGUUAGGAGGACGGCAGAUUCGGACCAACUGGGCCACUAGGAAGCCCCCAGCCCCUAAGAAUACUCAAGAUGCCAGCCCAAAGCAGCUGAGAUAUGAAGAUGUUGUGAACCAGUCAAGUCCUCAGAACUGCACUGUAUACUGUGGUGGCAUUCAAUCAGGCCUCUCGGACCACCUCAUGCGACAGACGUUUUCACCUUUUGGGCAAAUAAUGGAAAUCAGAGUUUUCCCAGAAAAAGGCUAUUCUUUUAUCAGGUUCUCUUCCCAUGAAAGUGCUGCCCAUGCCAUUGUGUCAGUGAAUGGAACAACCAUUGAAGGCCAUAUUGUUAAGUGCUACUGGGGCAAAGAGUCACCUGAUAUGGCAAAAACUGUCCAGCCUGUAACAGAACAAGUUGGUUAUUUCCAGCAGGUGGAUUAUGGACAGUGGGGCCACUGGAAUCAGGUGUAUGGAAAUCCUCAGCAGUACGGCCAGUACAUGACAAAUGGAUGGCAAGUACCUUCCUAUGGAAUGUAUGGACAGACAUGGAAUCAGCAGGGAUUUGGAGUGGAACAAUCACAGUCCCCUGCCUGGGUAGGAGGGUUUGGGACUCAGCCCUCUCAGGCACAGCCUGGCCCUGUGAUGAACCAGGCUAACUUUGGCAUGGCUGGAUACCAGACACAGUGAUUUGUUCAUCACUGUCCAACAUCUGAGUCACUUUGUGGGAGCCCUCUUCCUUGCAUGAGGAGGGAAUAAAGAGACUAAUAGAAGUCAUUGACUCUUUCCCGAAAAACAUUCAGAACUGACCUGAAUCAGGGUUUAAGUGCAAAGAAGUGAAUUUUGAUUAUAGAACACCUUCAGCAGGAAACUGAAUUUAUUUGCGAAAUUUAUUUUCAUUGUUUUAAUGGAGUCGGAUAUAAUAAACUGUACGUUUUCCCCUCCAUCUGUAUUCAACAAUAUAUUUGCUUAUUGCCAAUUACAGGAAGUGCACAGGUACAUUGUAAAAUGCUGUACAUGAUCUAAACAAUGCAUUUAAAACUUUCAUUUCUCCCCUUCCAAAUAGCUGACGUGUUUGCUUGUUAGUCACAUAAUGGACUUCAAAUUUUGUACCUAAAGAAGCAAAACAAGCGUUCUGACACAGUAAACACAUGUAAGUAAAGGCACUUUUUGGGGUUCAUUGGACCGGUGUCUUGUAAAUGUUGAAGUGUAAAUGAAUUUCUAUGUGCAGUUGUGUAUAUUUAAUUCACAUUGGCUCCUCAUUUCUCUCAGAAUUCUAGAGUUUGAUACAGCGUGUUAUCUUUUUACUAUGUUUUACCGACAGUGAAAUCUCGUUCACUUUAAAGAAAGGGUCACUCUGUCUGAUUAUGUAAAUAACCUUUGAUAACUGGGUGUGGAAAAGGGUUUUCAGCGCAUCCCAUCUUUAUGUCUGGAUAGAGCAGAAACUCCACUGCUCUUGACAGACACAUGAUUGCGUGGCUGACAUGCUGAAUUCACUCAGUGUUAUAAAGAAGCCUUAAUUUUCAGUCGCACAGUUUUCCGUUUUACUGAUCUGAGACCCUUGUAGAGAGCUGCAUUGUUGAUUUUAGACCCUACAGUAGAUUUGCUCCAUUAGCAGUUUUGACAAAUAUGCGUGCCAUUUUCUCUAGUAGCCAGACAAAUGAGAUUUGGGGAUUUUUUUUGGGUGGGGUUGGGGGGAUUUUGUAGAUUUGAAAUGCAUGUUUCAAAUCACAUUUCUUGAGGUUGCUUCUGGAACCGAAUGUAAUAGGUAAAAUGUUUGAAUGCCAUCUAGCAUUUGAUAAUUUUAAGUCUAAAUGAAUCUCAAUAAAUGAACCAUUGGACUAGGAA